Messenger RNA from Cuscuta europaea, 1565 nucleotides. The record is from the annotation of a GenBank genome assembly. NCBI's taxonomy places the organism in Eukaryota, Viridiplantae, Streptophyta, Magnoliopsida, Solanales, Convolvulaceae.
CAAUUAUGAAAGCUCUCCUACUCCAACAUAUCGCCAUCUUCAACCUCCAAUCUGCAAAUCAAAUGAAAUAUUUCGUUCACCUAACAAUCGUUUCCUUAUUUAUAGAAUAGGGAAGAUCCGGCUGGUUGGCUUAGUUAGAUGGGUUAUCUUUCAUGUACAGCCGAUUCAGCAGUUUCGAUCUCAGAUUCCAAAAAGAAGAAGACCACUCUUCACAAGAAGAACAAAAUCAACAGUCACGAAGAUUCACAGAAGCCCCUCAAUUUCAUUCAGCAAUUCAGCUACAGCGAUCUCGAAGCCGCCACCAAUGGCUUUUCCGAAAAGAAGCUCCUUGGUAGGGGCAGCCAUGGCCUCGUCUACAAAGGUGUCCUCCCCGGCGGCCGUUUAGUAGCCGUCAAGAAAUCUUCCAGGCCUUCCACUCCGAGGAGGCUUUCUUCGUCUUCUUCAUCAUCCUCAAACACCAACGAAGUAGAGAACGAAAUCGACAUCCUGUCCAGAUUACAAAGCCCAAGAUUGGUAAAUCUCCUUGGUUUCACCACUGGUGACACUCAGGAACGCCUUCUGGUUGUGGAGUUUAUGUCCAAUGGGACUCUAUAUGAUGCCCUACACACCUACCCUCGCCAGCCAAGUUGGGGUCGAAGGGUCAAGAUGGCUCUGCAAACAGCAAAAGCCAUCCACACCCUUCAUACCUUGACCCCUCCGGUUAUCCAUCGCGAUAUUAAGUCCGCGAACGUGUUGAUAGACCGAAACUCCAAUGCCCGAUUGGGCGAUUUCGGGUUGGCCCUGAGAUGCCACAAUGAUGACUAUAGGCUUAGGUCUACCCCGCCAGCAGGCACAAUGGGUUAUCUUGAUCCGGGCUAUGUGACCCCUGAUAAUUUAAGCACAAAGACUGAUGUUUUCAGCUUCGGGAUAUUGCUGUUGGAGAUGAUUAGUGGGAGGAAGGCGAUCGAUGUGGCUUACUCCCCCCCUUCUAUUGUUGAAUGGGCCGUCCCUUUGGUUAGGAGAGGGAAGCUGUUGGCACUGUAUGACCCUAGGAUCCAACCUCCCAAAGAUCUAAUGGUAAGGAAGCAAUUGGCGGUCGUGGCUACAAAAUGUGUUAGGUCUUGUAGGGAAAGGAGGCCAAGUAUGGAGGAGGUUGUGGAAUGUUUGAGCGAGUUGAGUAAGUCAGUCCCACUUCAUUCGUGGAAUGGUCUUACCAAUCCGUGUUUGUUGGCUGAAACUGUAGGGGAGAGGCUGCCCGUUGAGGGGUCAAGAAAUGGAUCGCCUGCGUCUGGUGAAGAUUGGAGCUUUAAUGCUAAGAAAGUCACAUAUAAGCCGUUGUGGGGUUCACGGAGAGUUUAUUCCGAUUUGGGAUCUCGGAGCAAUUUGAUGGAUUUAAUGGCAGGAAGUGAAACUGGCCAGCCCGGUGAUCAAUGACCUAACUUCUUGUGGCUAUUUAUUUGUAGUGAUCAUAUUGUUCUAGUUAGAUUGGUAUUGCAACAAUUUGAACUUUUGUUUGCUCACUUUCAGAUUGUAUUAUCUGUUUGUUGGGCUACAUUAAUAAACAUAAAUUGUGUUUUGUGUUAAAA